This is a messenger RNA of Brachypodium distachyon (stiff brome), 1281 nucleotides long. RefSeq lists its product as uncharacterized. NCBI's taxonomy places the organism in Eukaryota, Viridiplantae, Streptophyta, Magnoliopsida, Poales, Poaceae. The record is from RefSeq and is a predicted model, not a curated record. The transcript has a single exon. The coding region runs from base 1 to 1281 and encodes 426 amino acids. Gene Ontology annotation, molecular function: protein binding.
AUGGCGACCACCGGCGACGGCAGCAGCAGCAUCCAACGGCUCCCGGACGAUCUCCUGUCCCAGAUCUACGGCGCGAUCACCUCCCCGCUGUGCCGCGUGCGCUUCGCGGCCGUCUGCAGGCCGUGGCGCGCCGUCGCGUCCUGGACCCCGCCGCCGCCGCCUCUCCCGCUGCUCCUCCUCUCGACCUGCGACCGCGCCACGACCAAGGAUCUCUACGCCCCGGAGGACGGAUCCGGCCUUCGUCUCCGGCUCCGGCUCCAACCCACCACCACGGCUCGGCACCCCGUGCAGCCGCGGGCCCGCCGCAGGUGGAUCGUCGGAUCUCACGACGGCGGAUGGGUGGCCGCCGCCUCCGCCGGCCCCGUCCUGCAGAUCCUGAACCUCUUCUCCGGCGGCGAGGUCGUGCUCCCCGCAGAGCAGAGGAGGAUCGACACUAGGGAUUACUCCACCGACCCGUCCAGGAUCUCCAAAAUCAUCUUCUCCGAGGAACCAACCUCCCCCGGCUGCAUCCUCGCAGCCAUCACCCACGGCUGUACAGUCGCUCUCUGCAGAAUUUCCAAUGGUUGUGCCCAUGGUGACGACAAAGUAGUAGGAGCCGGUUGGACCAUGGAAGGGCGUGGCUUGCCGGAGCUCGACGACAUAGCCUUCUGCAACGGGGAGCUCUACGGACUCGACCUAGAUCGCUUUGAUGGGGUCGUGAGACUGCUCAAGUUUGGCAUCGCCGGUGUAGAAGACGGCGGCGUAAUCAUCACAAGCAUCGACGCCGUGGCCAUCCAAAGCCUGCACCUCUUGUUGGAGGAGCACGAAGACAACGUGUUCGUGGAAGCCGCCUACAUCUUCCCGAUGCGCGGCGAGAAGCCGGCGAUGGCGGUGGACACGGGGGGAUUUGUCUUCAGGGUAUUCGAGCUCGUCAGAAACGAGUCCCCGGCGACAAUGCCAGCGGCUGCUGCUUACGAUUACGGUUAUAGGUGGGCCGAGAUGACGAGCUUGGGUGACUACGCGCUGUUCUUGAGCCCAAGGUGCUCCAGGGCGGUGGAGGUGUCGCCGGCCGGUGGUAGUGGCCGUGGCGGCGUGCGGAGGAACCGCAUCUAUUACGCCAACCAUAAGUUCGGCCAUCUUCCUUUCCAUAGUCGUCACCUGACCAAGAUGGCCGAUGGGCGAGAUGUGUAUUACGACGAAGACGAAAUUGUCUGUCGUGGCGGGAAGGUGAUCAUCUCCCGAGGGUUCUUUGGGCAGCGUCGCGUUCGGCCAGCCAUGUGGCUCGUCCCUCCAAGAGUUUAA